UUGACCAGUCCUUCACAGAUAUAAAGGUAUUGUAGAUAUUGGAGUCUUUGAUAAGAUAGCGUCGCAUUUUUGGUUGGCGCAAGCAUGAAAGGUGUGCAUUGAAAGAAGAGCUCCUAACGUCAAGCAAGUCGGUGUUCAGACGCUGACAUUAUAAGCAGCAUCUCCCUGCGGUCUUAACGGUUGCAAUGAGAGUUAGCUGGAAAAGGCCACGCAUACAUCAGCUUCAAAAUUGCCACCAAAACGACCAUGCAGAAAGUGCAAGGGUCAGCGCAACUGGAAACUUUGCGUUUGCCCAAGUGGCGGGUAUAAGUUUCAGCCCAAUUGAUGAAAGAGAUCUUGAACAGGAAUCGGAUAAUUUAAUCUGUGUGGGAAAAUACAACGCAAUUGAACUGUCGGUUGAAUACGUGUUUUCAGAUAGCUGAGUUGAAGAAAAUCGCCCGAUGAAUUUUCGGCGCCAAUGUUUUCCUAAAGGGUAAGCAAUUCGAGGUGCUGUGACAGAGGGAAUGUUUUAAGAUGACCAUGCUCACGCAAGAACACUUACAGGGAAUAUCAAUAUUACAAGUCCAGAGCAAUCAGUUGAUUUCAACAUCAUACCCCACCAACGCCCUUACUUCAGAUGGAGCGAGAAGCAGGGACGGAUGAAGGUUAUCGCUUUGCUUUGCAUGCGAAUUAAGAAAAAAAUACGAAGUAGAUGAGUGGACGAAGUGCCAGACCUCGAUUAUGACGUCUUCGAUGCAUUAGUUGCGUUAAAAGUGCCUGUAAACCUUUUCGAGACGACCAGGAACAGCAGAAAGACCUGUUCUUUUUGAUAAUUAACCGACAUCACUCGGCGGACCCUUUGUGUGACAGAGUUUUUU
Plasmopara halstedii is the source of this 857-nucleotide messenger RNA. RefSeq lists its product as uncharacterized. Lineage: Eukaryota; Oomycota; Peronosporomycetes; Peronosporales; Peronosporaceae. The record is from RefSeq and is a predicted model, not a curated record. The transcript has a single exon. The coding region runs from base 186 to 422 and encodes 78 amino acids.